AGUGAUACGCAAGGUUUGUGUUGACGGAGACGAAAGGGAGGAAUCCCACAACGGAACUAAGUAAAUGUAGUUGAAGGGAUGGAAUCAUGACAAUAAUUCGGUUUCCAUCGAUUGACACGGACACGAAAAUAUACACGAACCCUAAUUCGGUCUUAGUCGAUCAAUCGGGUCGGCAAUUUUACCAAAUUAUCAUCGACUGCUUGGGAACUAUCAUCUGUCACAGGUUCGAUAGGCAUGUCUGUUGUCGUCUGUACUCGCGGCUCCGAUUGUAAAUUCGGUGGUAGUAUCAGGUGCCCAGAUAUAGCACUUGCUUUGUGUCCAAUCAACAAUUCUCCAUCUUCGCAUCUUCCGACAUUCGUGCUUUUCGUUUGUUCGGGUGCACCUGGCUUUGCAUUGGCACAUGGUGACUAAGAAGCUAAGAAUAUCGCAUUCUUUUGGAAGAGUAUUCUGACAGUUAUGGAGGUAGCAGAGACUGCUGUUUACCCCAGUGAUGGGAUGCUCGUUUCAACAGAACAGGGCAAGAGCACAGGACGAAGAUGGCAGAAACACUGGGUACCUCAAGAUACUGUGCUGGGAAGCGGCAAAUGCUCCUUGCUUAAAUGGGUUACUGAGGAUGUCUUGAAUCUUUUGAGCACACGUGGGGAGCCUGUGGAAGAAGAACAGGAACCUGCAGACGAGCAUGAAACCGUUUAUCUUUGCACCUUCGAGGGUUGUGGGAAGAUUUUUCCAGAAGCAUCUGGAUUGAGGAAACAUGCACACGUCCAUGGAGAAAAACAAUUUAUCUGCCAUUAUGAAGGCUGUGGGAAGCGCUUUGUGGACAGUUCGAAGCUGAAAAGGCAUUUUCUGAUUCACACCGGUGAAAAACAUUUUAUUUGCCCGUUCGAAGGAUGUGGCAAGGCAUUUUCUCUCGACUUUAACUUAAGAUCCCAUAUGCGGACACACACAGGCGAGAAUUAUCAUAUUUGUCCAUUUGAGGAGUGUGGAAAGCGAUAUGCACACGAGUACAAGCUGAAAGCUCACUUGAGGACCUAUCACGAUAAGAAUAUACCCGAGACGAACGUAGUGUCUCCGCAUACUGAUCCAGAGAGGGAGAUUUUUGUGCCGACAAAGUUUGUACCCCCUCCUGUUAUUACCCCCAGCUCGAUUGAGAAACCUUUCGGAUGUCCAUUUGAAGGGUGUUCCAAAAGAUACAUUCAUGAGUACAAACUGAACCUACACUUGAAAAGUGCGCACAUGGUUCACGACAUAUACGAAGAUGGGUCUCGACCAGGAAGAGGGAGUGACGGCGAGGAUGAUGUAGAGGAAGUAAGUGAUCAAGAUAUGCGGGAAUAUGAAGAACCCGUUCAAAGAUAUUACGAACCUACUCCACCAAAGGUAGGCCAGCCUUCAUCGAAGAAACGAGGCUCGAGAGCACCUUUAAAGGGGAAGUUGAGGAUUAUUGAAAAACCACCGGCUAAGAGUGCGAAGAGGAAACGUCCUGCAGUGCCUACAACUAUGAAGCUGAAUGUAAAACCGCCUAGUGCUGGGAGAAAUGUGGUUGCCAGGCAGGAAAUAGCUGAAGAUAGUGAGGAAACUGAGGAUGAAAAUGAGAACACCGAAGAAGAAGAUAACGGACAUCAGAUGGGUGGCAGGGGUAGGGGCAGGGGCGAGGAUGAUGACGAAGAAACUGAGGAUGACAUGGAUUAGUCCGGAAGUUAACCUUUUCACCAAUUUGUAUCGAACGGAUUUGUCACUUAUUCCUUGUGUUGCCUUGUAUAUAAUUGCGGCCCUUGUCGUGCUUGUAAUUCAUAUGGUUGGCCAA
This is a messenger RNA of Marchantia polymorpha subsp. ruderalis, 1801 nucleotides long. The record is from the annotation of a GenBank genome assembly. NCBI's taxonomy places the organism in Eukaryota, Viridiplantae, Streptophyta, Marchantiopsida, Marchantiales, Marchantiaceae.